Messenger RNA from Closterium sp. NIES-67, 521 nucleotides. Lineage: Eukaryota; Viridiplantae; Streptophyta; Zygnematophyceae; Desmidiales; Closteriaceae. The record is from the annotation of a GenBank genome assembly.
UCGCUAACUUUUCUGUUCUCCUGGGUUCUGUGACUGCCGGAUCGAGAUGGGCUGUUUUAGUGGCGCCUCAAUUGAGCGGGCUUGCGAGUGUGGUGUUCCUGUCGCAGCCAGCUCCAGACGUUCACUACGGUGACGCCCUGCUCCCGGACGAUGGGGGGUUUUCCUGCGGCGUUCUAGUCAUGAGGGCGUAAUCAUGCGUGGAACGCACGUGCGACCGCGAUGUUGUGCGUGAGGCUGAUGCGAUCGUCAGCACAGGCGAAGCAUCACCCACCGAUACCGCGAGGGUUUCAGAUUCUCCUGUCCCCAGAUGCUGCGUGCUGCUGCUCCUCCCGAAGCACCAAAGCUUCGCGCCAAUGGGCGUGGUCCGUUGCCUGUGCUGUUGGAAAUUCCGACAUUUUCAAGCGCUCAAAUACCGCAGCCGUAUCUUACAGGGCUCGCGCCAAGAUUUGUAAAUGCAGUGUAUAAAUAUGGCAAUACGACUGGGCUCCUUCACUACAAAUAGUGCUCUAUCAGAUACCACA